AUGUCUGCGCAGGAUCAGAGUGCUGCCAGGAAAUCCUCGAUCUUGUCCAACAAGCAAGUGAGUAAAUUCGCAUACACCGACGCGGACGAGAGGAGAAACUUGGAGGGCAGCGAGAGCCAUUACAGACAGUUGAAGAAGGGAGCCAACGAGUGCACCAAAACCCUCAACAGAGGUGUUUCGGAGAUUGUGGUGCUAGCUGGCGACACAGUGAGGAUUCUCGACCACCGAGCCCGCCCUUCGUACCAAGUACUGAUUGUUCUGCAGGUUCCGCUGGCAAUCCUUCUGCACAUUCCGCUGCUUUGUGAAGACAAGAACGUUCCUUACGUUUAUGUCCCAUCAAAGAUCGCCCUUGGUCGAGCUUGCAACGUGAGCAGAGCUGUCAUCGCGUGCUCGAUUACGACGAACGAAGCCUCGGAGCUCACGAACCAGAUCCGCGCCCUGAAGGAUAAGGUUGAACGCCUGAUGAUUUAA
Molecule: messenger RNA, 471 nt
Organism: Anthostomella pinea
Lineage: Eukaryota; Fungi; Ascomycota; Sordariomycetes; Xylariales; Xylariaceae
Source: the annotation of a GenBank genome assembly